This is a messenger RNA of Diplodia corticola, 1242 nucleotides long. RefSeq names its product rrna processing protein. Lineage: Eukaryota; Fungi; Ascomycota; Dothideomycetes; Botryosphaeriales; Botryosphaeriaceae. The transcript has 3 exons. The record is from RefSeq and is a predicted model, not a curated record. Gene Ontology annotation, biological process: rRNA processing; ribosomal large subunit biogenesis. The coding region runs from base 1 to 1242 and encodes 413 amino acids. Gene Ontology annotation, cellular component: nucleolus; preribosome, large subunit precursor; nuclear periphery.
AUGGUCAAGAAGGGCGGCAGCAAACUGCUCAAUCUUCUCCAGAAGGAGAAGGGCUACGAUUACAAGAAGGACAAGCAGAAGAAGCUCCAGAAGCAGGCCGAGAAGCGCAAGCAGGAGCAGAAGCAGGCCGAGGACGGCAGCAGCAGCGCUGAGGAAGACGGCAUUGAGGGCGGUGUUGCUGUGAAUGCGCCCCCGCAGGAGGACUCUGGCUCCGGUGGAGACGAGGCUGAGAAGCAGAUCCGCGCCGAGGCCCGCAAGGCCGUUGCCAGCAAGGACGAGAGCGACGACGAGGAGGAAAGCGACGACGAGGAUACGUCGAAGAUCGACUUGGCUAGGCUUGAGGAAGAUGACUCCGACUCCAGCGAUGAAGAGCUUGAAGAGAACGACAACGACGACGACGGAGAGGAUGACGAGGAAGAAGACAUCGCCCUCUCGGACCUCGACUCGGUCGCCUCGGAAGACAAGGGCGACAUUGUCCCGCACCAGCGCCUCACCAUCAACAACACCUCCGCCCUGCUCGCCGCCAUGCACCGCAUCGAAUGGAAGACGAAGAAGCAACCCUUCUCCGACCACCAGUCCGUCACCUCCGACGUCGCUGUCGAGAUUCAAGAUACCAACGACGACCUCAACCGCGAGCUGGCCUUCUACCAGCAGGCGCUGAACGCCGUCAACGCGGCGCGCAAGGCGCUCAAGAAGGAGGGCGUACCCUUCACGCGCCCCAACGACUACUUCGCCGAGAUGGUCAAGAGCGACGAGCACAUGGGCAAGAUCAAGCAGAAGCUUAUCGAUGAAGCCGCCGGCAAAAAGGCCUCGCAAGAGGCCCGCCGCCAGCGUGACCUCAAGAAGUUCGGAAAGGCCGUCCAGGUCGCAAAGGAGCAGGAGAAGGCCAAGGCAAAGAAGGAUACCAUGGAGAAGAUCAACCUGCUGAAGAGGAAACGCCAGGGCGCCGACCUCGAAAACGAAAACGAAAACGACCUCUUCGACGUCGCGCUCGAGGACGCCCAUGAGACUGCUCGCAAGGAUAAGCUCGACCGCCGCAGCGGUGCUGGCGGUGCUACCAACCACAAGCGCGCGAAGAAGGACGCCAAGUACGGUUUUGGUGGCAAGAAGCGCUUCGCCAAGAGCAAUGACGCGCAGAGCAGCGCCGACGGCAGGGGCUUCUCGGCCAAGAAGAUGAAGGCGGGCGCGAACAGCGCGGCGAGGAAGCGGCCGGGCAAGAGUAGGAGGGCGGCGAGGAAGUAA